Molecule: messenger RNA, 969 nt
Organism: Aspergillus glaucus CBS 516.65
Lineage: Eukaryota; Fungi; Ascomycota; Eurotiomycetes; Eurotiales; Aspergillaceae
Product: shikimate dehydrogenase family protein
Exons: 2
Coding region: 169-969 (266 amino acids)
Biological process (GO): shikimate metabolic process; chorismate biosynthetic process
Molecular function (GO): shikimate 3-dehydrogenase (NADP+) activity
Source: RefSeq, a predicted model, not a curated record
CUUUCCAAGUUAUUUUAUAGGUCACCGCUUAAAUGCGUUUGGUAUCGGACUCGAUGCCUCGGUUGUAUAUUUAGCCGUGCUGGCCUGGAUUCAAAUCGCGAUAUAUAAAUGAAUUCUGACUAUAACACACCCGUUUAGUCAGUACGCUCCUAUCCAGUUCGCGACAAGAUGGACAAUUCACGCCCCGAUUUAUCUCUUAUCUUGAAAGACUCCUUUCGCUACGGGUCAUCGGCAAAAACACCGGAUCACACCUCCAACAUUUACCUCCUAGGAUAUCCUAUUACGCAUUCGCUAGCUCCUGUCCUUCACAACACUUCUUUUUCCGCACAAAAAAGAAUCGCCAUCGGGGCCAUCAACACCGUCUUCAUCCGGCGGGACGAUUCCGGCCGGAGGUACAUCGGGACCAACACGGACAGCAUCGGGGUUCGAGAAGCGUUUCUGCAGAAUAUCGCGACAAAGAAAGAUCUGGAAUACGGGAAGACAAAGCCUGCGCUCGUGAUCGGAGGCGGUGGUGCAUGUCGGAGCGCUAUUUAUGCCCUUCAUCGUUGGCUUGGUGUGAAUGAAAUCUACAUUGUCAAUCGCGUUCGAUCCGAAGUCGACGACAUCAUCGCGUCGUUUGCCAAAUUGAUUUCCUUCCAUGCCAGUCUUCGUUUUGUUGAAGAUCUAUCUUCAGCUCAGGAAUUGCCCGCUCCGUUCUUCGUCGUAGGCACUGUUCCCGAUUGCGCACCACAAACUCAGGGUGAAAUCACAGCUAGUCUCUGUACGCGGGAAUUGCUGAGCCGGAACGGAAAGAAGGGAGUGGUUCUAGAGAUGUGUUACCAUCCAAAAAUCCGAACGUCGUUUCUAGAUUUUGCAGAAGAUGCUGGAUGGACCGUCAUUCCGGGGACGGAGGCUUUGCUAUGGCAAGGUAUCGUUCAACAGAUUCUUUGGUCGAGGCUUCGAGUGCGGCAAUUGAGGCCCGGAGGGUAA